Molecule: messenger RNA, 6801 nt
Organism: Penicillium macrosclerotiorum
Lineage: Eukaryota; Fungi; Ascomycota; Eurotiomycetes; Eurotiales; Aspergillaceae
Product: Type I Polyketide synthases (Type I PKS)
Exons: 5
Coding region: 1-6801 (2266 amino acids)
Biological process (GO): fatty acid biosynthetic process; secondary metabolite biosynthetic process
Molecular function (GO): fatty acid synthase activity; 3-oxoacyl-[acyl-carrier-protein] synthase activity
Source: RefSeq, a predicted model, not a curated record
AUGUCAAAACAACUAUCUUUGUAUCUUUUUGGAGAUCAAACUUUCGAUGUUCAACCACACUUGAAACAUUUACUGCGGAAACGAGAUAAUGUAAUCCUCGAGGAGUUUGCAUCGAGAUCUUAUGAUGCCAUCCGGACUGAAAUUUACAAGCUGCCAACGCAGGUCAGAGAUGAUCUUGAUCGAUUUACCUGUGUGGAUGAUUUAGUAUCAUGGGACUGCUGUGGACGGAGAUGUAUCCCGCUGGACAUGGCUGUUACCUGCAUGUAUCAGUUGGGAACUUUUAUUUGUCAAGCGGAGACGGAAUCUUAUAACACCUCAAAACUACGUGUCCUUGGAAUUUGUACUGGAGCGUUCGCUGCGGCGGCUGUCAGUUGCAGUGACAACACCGUGGGACUCAUACCGCUUGCCGUUGAGGCCGUCAUCGCUGCCUUUAGAACUGGAGUUUCGGUGAUAAAUGCGGCUAAAAGAGUUGCGCCAUGGAGUGGCGACAACCAGAGCUGGUCAAUCAUUGUUCCUGGAUCUUCAUCCACCAAAUCUGUUCAGAAAUUCACCGAAGAGACCAUAUUACCACGCACAAGCAUGCCCUAUAUUAGUGCAUAUGCCCCAAGCGGCAUCACUGUCAGCGGACCUCCCGAUUCUCUCGCACGACUCAUAGACUCCGAAAGUUUCAAUGGCCUGAGGCAAAAGAGUAUUUCUAUACACGGGCCAUAUCAUGCAUCCCAUCUGUAUUCCCAGUUUGAUAUCAACCGGAUUAUUGAUGGUCUGGCCAUCAAGAAUCCAGAACAAUCAUUCUCUCUUUUCACGGGUACAGGAAGCAGCGUGGAAAAAGGUAACUUUGCUACUCUCUUGGAAAAUGCAGUUCGACAAGUUCUUCUGGAGCCCAUCCAAUGGAAUAUCAUUUUGGAUGAACUGCAAAAUUGGAUCGGGGAUGUAGAUCCUACGUCUUUCACUAUCGUCCCCAUUGGGACCACGGCUGACCAACUGAUAUACUCCGCACUAAAACAGACCUCCUUACAGAGUUUGAUGCCUAGAGUAUAUCCCCAGGCUCGAGAGGCUCAUCCCAAAAGUCAUAUGUCGUCCGAAAAUUCCAAGACGCCGAAACUCGCGAUUAUUGGCAUGUCAGGGCGCUUCCCUGGCGCGAAAGACAACCAGGCAUUCUGGGAUCUUCUUUAUCAGGGAUUAGAUGUUCACAAGCCGGCUCCAGCCCUGCAUUGGGACGUCAAGACCCAUGUUGAUUCAACAGGAACAAAGAAAAACACAAGCGCAACACCAUUCGGCUGUUGGUUGGACGACCCAGCCAGCUUUGAUGCGCGCUUUUUCAAUAUCUCGCCUCGGGAGGCACCGCAGAUCGAUCCCGCGCAACGACUUGCCUUAAUGACUGCCUAUGAGGCAAUCGAGCAAGCAGGCAUCGUCCCUGAUGCCACACCUUCCACUCGACGCGAUCGUGUCGGUGUGUUUUAUGGGGUCACGAGCAAUGACUGGAUGGAAACCAACAGCGCUCAAAGCAUCGAUACAUAUUUCAUUCCCGGGGGCAAUCGUGCGUUUAUUCCUGGUCGUAUAAACUACUGCUUCAAGUUCAGUGGACCAAGCUAUGCUAUUGACACAGCCUGUUCGUCCAGCCUUGCCGGUAUUCAUCUUGCCUGCAAUUCUUUGUGGAGAGGAGAUGUCGAUACCGCCAUCACGGGAGGGACAAAUGUUCUCACAAAUCCCGACUUCACCGCUGGAUUGGACCGAGGGCACUUCCUGUCUCGCACAGGGAAUUGUAAAACUUUCGAUGACGGCGCAGAUGGAUAUUGCCGUGGCGAGGGCAUUGGAACCGUCAUUAUCAAGCGUCUGGAUGAUGCCAUUGCCGACAACGAUCCCAUACUAGGUGUGAUUCUUGGUGCCUAUACGAACCAUUCAGCGGAGUCAGAGUCAAUUACAAGACCUCAUGUGGGUGCCCAACGUGCAAUAUUCCGUAAAAUCCUCAACCAGGGAGGUAUCGAUCCUUAUUCUGUGAGCUAUGUCGAAAUGCAUGGCACCGGCACCCAAGCCGGGGAUGCUGGCGAAAUGUCCAGUGUUUUGGAUACCUUUGCACCGCCUCUGAGUCAGGUUCAGAAGGGUCGAACCCAUGAAGAAACACUUUACUUGGGAUCUGCCAAGGCGAAUAUCGGGCAUGGAGAGGCUGCCUCUGGUGUGUCCAGUCUCAUCAAAGUACUCUUGAUGAUGCAGAACAAUACAAUUGUUCCGCAUUGCGGGAUCAAGACCAAAAUCAAUCACAAAUUUCCAACGGACCUACAUGAGCGUAAUGUUAGAAUUGCGCUUAAAGCAACACCAUGGGAGAGAAAUUCCGAUUCAAGGCACCCUCGACGGGUUUUUGUCAAUAACUUCAGUGCUGCGGGCGGAAACUCGGCUUUGUUGUUGGAGGACGCACCACUUAUCCCUGAGCCUAUUGGAAUCGCUGAUCCACGAACCCAGCAUCUCAUCGCGGUUUCGGCUAAGAAUGGUGUCUCUCUGCAAGGUAAUCUCAGAUCUAUGCGGGCCUUCCUCAAUCAGAACUCCGAUAUCUCACUCGGCCAGCUGUCAUACACCACCACUGCAAGGCGUAUACACCACCAGCACCGUGUACUGCUUGCUGGCACAACUGUCAAAGAUAUUUGCGCGCAGGUCAUGGUAGCUCUGCAAGAGCAGACAGGAAUGACCCGGCCUAAAACCGCCCCAAAGCUCAUCUUUGCCUUUACUGGCCAAGGUGCCCAAUACCCUGGAAUGGGCAAGGACUUAUUUGAUAGCUUCUCUGUUUUCCGUACCGAACUCGUUCAUCUCGACGAGGUCGGACAGAGUCUAGGAUAUCCAUCUUUUCUACCUGUAAUCCGGUCCCAAGAGCAGGCGGACAUUGGCGAUUUCACUCCGACUGCCAUACAGCUAGCUAGUGUCUGUAUGCAGCUCGCGCUAACCAAGCUCUGGGCAUCAUGGAACAUCCAUCCGACCGCCGUCAUCGGACACAGUCUGGGUGAAUACGCAGCGUUGAACAUGGCCGGUGUCUUAUCAGAUGCAGACACUAUCUACCUGGUCGGAGCACGAGCUAAUCUCCUUCAGCAAAAGUGUACACGGGAUACUCAUGCCAUGCUUGUGGUAAAGGGAUCUACGAAUGAUAUUGCAAGGGUCCUGGGGGCCACAAAAUAUGAAAUCGCCUGCCGCAAUUCACCUACCGAGACUGUCUUGGCUGGAUCGAAUGAAGACAUCGCAGAUUUGAAAUCCCUACUCUCGGAUUCUGGGCUCAAAUCGACCUUACUUAAGGUUCCUUACGCAUUUCACUCUUCCCAGGUUGAACCAAUACUUGACGAUCUCAAGAGAGUGGCCGCUGGAGUGACUUUUGCGGCUGCGAAAAUCCCCAUUAUCUGUCCAUUGGACGGCAGUAUCGCUUAUGAUGCUCACAGCUUUGGCCCUGAGUAUCUUUCCCGUCACACUCGCGAACCUGUGAAUAUGUUUGAAGCUCUUCUGGUAGCGAAUCAUAAUAGUAUUUUUGCAGCCCAUUCGAUCACAUUGGAGAUCGGGCCUCACCCCGCUAUCUCAGGUAUGGUGAAGGCCGUUCUGGGGCCUCAAAUGAUAUGUGUCUCAUCGUCCCAGCGUGCUCGAUCUAUAUGGAACGUGCUGUCUUCUGCUUUGAAGAUUCUCUAUGAGGCCGGUGCUGAUAUUUGCUGGGCGAAGUACCAUACCGACUUCAAGUCAUCGCAUAAGGUUAUCCCGUUACCCGCGUAUAGUUGGGACCUUAAAGAGUACUGGAUACAGUACGUUAAUGAUUGGUCAUUACGCAAGGGUGAUCCUCCGUUGGUUAUUCGAAGUGGACAGAAGCUUCAGAGUACUACUAUCCAUCGUGUGGUUGAGGAGACAGGUGAUUCACAAAAGGGACAUCUUGUUGUGGAAGCCGACAUCGCACGCAAGGAUCUCAGUCCUCUCGUUCAGGGCCAUGAGGUCGACGGUAUUCCACUUUGUACUCCAUCCGUUUAUGCGGAUAUCGCACUGAGCUUAGGUUCAUAUAUUAUUCAGCGGGACCGUGCGGAUACGCAAGAUGAUUUCCUAGUGGAUGUCUCGGACAUGACUAUCUUCAAGGCUCUAAUUUUACGGGCUGAGGCGACGAAGCAAUUGCUUCAAGUUAACGCGGAUAUUGACUGGUCCACUGAGUCUGCUGCUGUCAAAUUCAUGUCGUUUGAUAGCAAGGAGAAGCUUCAAGAGCAUGCCCGGUGUGUGAUCCGCUUCAAGGAUCGGUCUCUACAGAAGUGUCUCCAAGAGAAUGCAGCAUCUGUGAAGCAGAAAAUACAAGCACUCCGCGAAGGGAUCGCUUUGGAAACCACAGCUCGGUUUAACCGCCCAAUGGUCUAUCGUGCAAUAAGGCCACUUGCACGAUUCCAUGACGACUACCGGGCUAUUGACGAAAUCGUCCUAAAUAGCGCAACACUCGAAGCCUCAAGCCAUCUCAGCUUUGGAAGCGUCAAACGUGAUGGCCACUUUCACACACAUCCCGCGAUUAUUGAUUCUUUGACACAGUCUUGUGGGUUUACGAUGAACUGCAAUGAUAAUACAGACUUGGAUGUGGAGGUUUUCAUGAAUCAUGGCUGGGGCUCAUUCCAGAUGUUUGAGACAAUGGACUUUGACAAGAAAUAUUCAACGUACACGCGAAUGGAAGAGGGCAAGGACAAGCUUUGGCAUGGUGAUGUUGUCAUUUUAGACGGUGAUCGGGUGGUCGCGUUCUUUGGGCAGAUUGCAAUUCAAGCUGUCCCUCGUCGUGUUCUGAAGGUGAUCCUCUCCAUUGAGAGUGGGAAAAAAUCUCAGAAUAAGCCGACUACAAGGGCCUCCGCUGGUGUGCCUGAUCAAACAUUACUUCCGGCUCCAGCCCCUAUGGUUUCAGGAUCAUCCAAUUUUUCAAAGGCCUUGGCUAUUAUAGCAGAUGAGAGUGGAAUUGCUAUUUCGGACUUGACUGACGGCACUGCGUUUGCCGAUGUUGGCAUCGACUCUCUGCUUGGACUCACGAUCUCUGCUCGCUUCAAGGAAGAGCUUGAUCUGGACGUUGACUUUGAUGCCCUGUUCAACGAAUAUCCCACAGUUGGUGAUCUGAGGACCGGUAUAGAAGGCACUGUCCCAAACGUUACCGCUCUCUCCACCCCUCGAUCUAGCGACAUUGGAACCGUGACUCCGCUCACUACUAGCACCUCCAUCACUAUACCUGGUCCGGACGAGUAUUUUGCCACACCUAAAUUUGGUUUCCAGCAAGCUCUCAACAUCAUUUCAGAGGAAAGUGGAGUCGCAGUCGAUGAAUUAACGGAUGACACAAACUUCGCAGACUCUGGCGUUGACUCCCUGUUGUCACUUGUGAUAGUCAGCAGGUUCCGCGACGAACUUGAGCUCGACAUACAGCAUGAGUCACUGUUUUUAGAGUGUCCAACUGUGGCAGAUCUGAAGGAUCUACUAACUGGAGAGAAUCAUUUCAUUGAUACACCUCAGUCGUCGCCUGAAGCCAAGCCCAUGCAGCUUCCAGAGAUACAAAUCCAGGAUUUCGCGGCAGAGAGAAAUAAUUCAAAAUGUAUGAUCGACAGAGCAUCUCUCAUAGCCCGCAAAGAGGCUGUCAAUGAAUAUGUGGAGAAAUAUACGGCUCUUUUCUCCUCACCUGGCUCUUCACCUUCUUCCUUGAUACCCAACAACAACGAAAAGGUCGUUCUUGUAACAGGUGCGACUGGAAGCCUUGGGGGUCACCUGGUUUACCACCUGGCUCACCUUCCAGACGUCAAGACCAUCGUCUGUCUCAACCGCGAGAACAAAGCAGAUCCCUAUAUAAGACAGCAGAAAGCCAUGCGAGAAAAAGGAAUCCGUUUUCCCGAAUUCCUCAAACCAAAACUUCUGGUAUUCCAAACUGACACCUCAAAGCCCAUGUUCGGCUUGAUCAAGGACGAAUACGAUGGGCUUGUGAGUUCGGUCACCCAUCUCAUCCACAAUGCUUGGCCUAUGAGCGCAAAACGCCCUCUAUCAGGCUUCGAGUCCCAAUUUCAAGUUAUGCGAAAUCUUAUCGACUUCGCAUCUGAUGUCGCAUCUCAACUUCCUGAGACUGUCAAAUUCAGCUUCCAAAUGGUUUCCUCCAUUGGCGUUGUCGGCCAUUACGGUCUUGAAACCCAUCAAGACAAAACCAUUGUGCCCGAGAGAGAAGUGGACAUUGAUGCUGUCCUUCCAAAUGGCUACGGAGAGGCAAAAUGGGGCUGUGAAAGAAUGCUUGAUGCAACGCUCCAUAAAUUUCCCACCCGGUUCCGCACGAUGGCUGUUCGCCUAGGCCAGAUUGCAGGCUCAAAGACAAGCGGAUACUGGAAUCCCAUGGAGCAUUUCGGAUUUGUGAUCAAAUCUUCGCAGACAUUGAACGCAUUACCAGAUGUCCCAGGCAAAGUAUACUGGACCCCAGUAAACGAUGUCGCAGGUUCAUUAGCGGAUCUUGUGCUCGCUGACAAUGUUCCACAUCCUAUUUAUCAUAUUGAAAACCCCGUGGGUCAGUCAUGGCGCGACAUGAACAAGAUUCUCGCGGAUGCGUUAAGCAUUCCGCAUCUCAUUCCAUUCCAGGAAUGGGUGGAACGUGUCAGAGCGGGACCCUCAAGGAAUAAUCCGGCGUCAACGCUCCUAGAAUUUUUGGAUAGUAACUACCUAAGGAUGUCCUGUGGAGAAUUGGUUCUUGAUGUGAAGCGUACACUUGAACAUUCGAAGACGUUGGCCACUGUGGGACCGGUGAGUGAAGAAAUCGCGAGAAAAUACAUUCAUAUUUGGAGAGAGAUUGGAUUUUUGAAUUAG